CUCACAUUGUCGAGAGGAUAUACAACAUGUACGCCAAACUGUUCUGCCUGCUGGUCCUGGCCGCGGUGGCCCUCGCGCGGGAGUACCCCGCCGGCCUGCACCCCGCCGUCUGCCCCAACUACCCCUACUGCGACCAGAACGCCUGGACCAAGUUCACGCCCGACGGCCAGCCUAUCCCCGAGUGGGUCUACAACCCCUCCAUCCUACCCGUCGCGCCCGCUGACCCCUACGGCCCAACGAAAUACCCCGCCGGAGUGAACCCCGCUCUGUGCCCCAACUACCCCUUCUGCCGCUGAAGAUCUCUAGAUUACGGACUUUAGAUUAACUUAAUACCAGAUUUUCGUACGACUUAGGAUAAUGAUUUCUUUGCUCCUUAAAGGCAUAGCUGAGCUAUACGACCGACGACAAAUUCGAAAAACUAUUCAAAGGAAAGAAAUCAUUGCCUAACAAAUCCGCCUCGUAGAAAAUUUGCCUAUUGACACUGCCAUAUUUGUAAUUUUUACAAACUGAAUAAGAGUUUUUUACUGAAAAUUUGUAAAAAAUGUAAAUAAAAGAAAUGUGAUUUUA
This is a messenger RNA of Aricia agestis (brown argus), 567 nucleotides long. It is a transcript of the gene CPH1, whose product is annotated as cuticle protein 1. Bases 27 to 296 code for a protein of 89 amino acids. Gene Ontology annotation, molecular function: structural constituent of cuticle. The record is from RefSeq and is a predicted model, not a curated record. Lineage: Eukaryota; Metazoa; Arthropoda; Insecta; Lepidoptera; Lycaenidae. The transcript has 3 exons.